Messenger RNA from Nicotiana tabacum (common tobacco), 2889 nucleotides. RefSeq names its product protein JOKA2. Gene Ontology annotation, molecular function: zinc ion binding; protein binding. NCBI's taxonomy places the organism in Eukaryota, Viridiplantae, Streptophyta, Magnoliopsida, Solanales, Solanaceae. The record is from RefSeq and is a predicted model, not a curated record.
GAUAUACAUGACAUGACAAAAGAUUGACACCCUUGGGUUUAGGGAGUCUCUUCCUCUGCUUCUAUUUCACCGAUUAUAUCGCUCCAUUUUGUUGAAUUUUAACUCUAGGGUUAGGGUUUUUAAUUCUUAUCGUAAUCCUAUAGAUAUAUACUGGUUUUGUGUAUAAACGUUUGUGCGGCUUACCCCGAACGCUAGCUCUACCCCAAUGGAGUCUUCUAUCGUGAUCAAGGUGAAUUAUGGAAAGACACUUAGACGAUUCAAUGCCUGUGUUGCUGAUGAUAAACAUGGCCUUAAUAUGGAUGGAUUGAGAGACAAGAUCUUUCAACUUUUCAACUUUGCUCCAAAUACUAAACUCACACUGACAUACAUUGAUGAGGACGGUGAUGUUGUAACGCUCGUUGAUGAUGAAGAUCUGCAGGAUAUCACGAGGCAGAACCUGAAUCCCCUGCGAAUAUGUGUGAGAUUGAACACUAAAAAGAUUAUCAGAUCUUCAGAUGCAUCUAGUGGAAAUUCUACCACCCUGAGAUCCCCAGUGGUCCAGCCUACAUUUCCGAACAUAAAUUCAAGUGUUUCUGAUCUUCUCAAAUCUUUGCCAGAAUCAAAAAGCGGAAAAAUCUUAAAGCACUCUGCAGACAUGGCGACUAAAGCUUCAUCAGCUGCCCGAGAAAUUGCUGAGCUUUCCAAAUCUCUCUCGGCGAUCGGCUUAUCCUACCUAAAGCAGGCUUCGGGAUCUCAGCCUGCCUCAGAAACUGGCUCACAGGGUCCAGCAUCUGGAAUCAAUACGGGUGUGACAGUGACAAAAGACUUAAUUGGCUGUGUUGUAGAUGAAACAACCUCACAAGCAUUUACUAGUGUUAAAAGUGGAGAGCCGUCCCUCAAAAAGGAAGAGCCAUCCCCUGCAGAGAAUGCUGAGGAGGCAAUCUUUAAAUUUGCAAGCCAACCCAAAAAUCAUACUGAAUCUACAGAUGCCUCAAAACUGAGAUCUUCCCAACCAUAUCGGAGUGAAACUCAAUGUGAAUCGUUAUCCAAAAAUCCUAAGCCUAACACAUGUCUGGUUGAUGGUAAGAAGGAACAAAGUAAGAAAUUUGGUGAUUCCCAUCUUGUCGGAAAGGCCCUUGGUAGUUCGUAUUCUAGUUCCUCACCCACAAGCCUAGAAAAGGCAGCUGAUAAACAGCCAGGUGGCUCUGCAAGUUCCAAUUUUGCAAAAAUACUCUGGGACUCUUGUAGUUUGGGUUGCAAUGGUAGUUCAUCCGAGAUUCUUUCUAAUGGUUUUAGAUCUCCAAGUUCAUAUCUCAUGACUGGGGUGCCUGUGGCAAAAGACACUGUGCUGCCUCAAUACUCUCCUUUUGAGAUACCAUUUAAAAAGAGCCAUAAUCACAGUGAUGGGGCAGCAACAAUUUUUCAUAGAGGUGUUCGUUGUGAUGGUUGUGGGGUUCAUCCUAUAACUGGCCCUAGGUUCAAAUCUAAAGUAAAGGAGGACUAUGAUCUCUGCAGCAUAUGCUUUGCACAAAUGGGAAAUGAUGCUGAUUACAUCAGAAUGGAUCAUCCUGUUACUUACCAGCAUCCCUUAGCUUUCAAGGGUUUAUAUGAUCCUAAUGGGUGGAUGCGCUCCCCUACCGUUCCACAAGUAUCUCAAGGCUGUGGGUUGAAAUCAGGUCGACCUAAGCUGGACAGCUGCUUCAUAGAGGAUGUCAGUGUACUUGAUGGCAGUAUCAUGGCUCCUUCGGCUCCAUUUAUCAAGAUCUGGAGAAUGAGGAACAAUGGUAAUAUUGUCUGGCCAAAAGGAACAAAACUUGUUUGGAUUGGGGGAGAUAGAUUAUGUGAUGCAUGCUCUGUUGAGUUACAGAUUACUUCGGAUGGCUUGGCGGUUAACCAGGAGCUCGAUGUGGCAGUUGUUUUUACUGCUUCUGAGCUUCCUGGUAAGUACAUCUCCUACUGGAGGAUGGCCUCACCUUCAGGGCAAUUCUUUGGUCAGCGUGUAUGGGUGCUUAUCCAGGUUGAUCCCUCAGUGAACCUUCGAAAAAAGGAGUUUGAUGAAUCCUCUCAGUACUUGAACUUGAAUUUCCCUCCAGCCAGCAGUGGCGUAGAUGGACCUGAACUCUCAAACCCAACCAUGGAGUUGGUUGAGCCAGUGGUUGCUGGAAACCCAAAUAAGGAGCAGGAGGAAUCCAAGCCAAGCAUUAAUGAUAGCUUGUUAACUGUUGUUGGUGACAAGUCGAGCGUCUCUCCUUCAGCACCUGGUUCAUCAAUUUCAUAUCCCAUUGAUUUAUCUGAGGCAGCACCAGCUGUUACUUCUGCUACACCACCCUCUGUUACUGAGAUGCAGGCAUCUUCACAGGAUGUUAGAGGAAACAGUGACGUUGAGGCGACCCUCCUCAAGGAACUGGAGGAGAUGGGUUUCAAACAGGUAGACUUAAACAAAGAAAUCUUGAGGAUGAACGAGUAUGACUUGGAACAUGCAGUUGAUGAUCUUUGCGGUGUUGCCGACUGGGAUCCUAUCCUUGACGAGCUGGAGGAGAUGGGUUUCCACAACAAAGAGAUGAACAGGAAGCUACUUAAGAAGAAUAAUGGAAGCAUCAAGCGUGUUGUGAUGGAUCUUAUUGCUGGAGAAAAUUAGGAGCAAGUCGGUACUACAUGUUCAAUAUGUGAUGCUUACAAUGGACUUCUAUAAAUAAAUUGGAAGUGGGGUGUUCAUCAGUCGGUUUGGUACAACUUUGAAAGAUUUUGGUUUGGUAUUUUCGAUUUUCAGUUUUAAAAAUGUUAUACCAAUACAUUUGAUUCUCACUUUUAGGUUUCGAUUUGUGCAGUCCCGUAACUUCGGUAUUACUCUUUGAGGUUAUAUUCUAUCAACCGGACUGUUAGUCCUGAAUCAUGAAGCUAUAUUUCUCA